Perca flavescens (yellow perch) is the source of this 3872-nucleotide messenger RNA. It is a transcript of the gene hhipl1, whose product is annotated as HHIP-like 1. NCBI's taxonomy places the organism in Eukaryota, Metazoa, Chordata, Actinopteri, Perciformes, Percidae. Gene Ontology annotation, cellular component: membrane. Bases 173 to 2587 code for a protein of 804 amino acids. The record is from RefSeq and is a predicted model, not a curated record. The transcript has 9 exons.
AUGUGAUGUCCCGGGACAGCAGAACUGACGACAGACAGCCCCGGUUGACACAGCGGUCGGGUUCACCACGUCAGAGGGCAAAACCGCAAAUGAUCGGAGUCAGAGUCAAAGUGCACACAGGAAGUCGCUUCUGGUACAACUUUCUCUUCGAUGGUCUCCAACGCACGCCAUAAUGCGGCGGUGUUAUGGCAAAGUCCCGGCUCGCCUGUGGCUCUCGCCGAUUGGCAUUUUGUAUGUUUUGGUGUUGUGUGUCGCACCUGGAGCGCUACACCCGCAGUGUUUGGACUUCAAGCCGCCCUUCCGACCGCAAAUGGAGAUAGAGUUCUGCGUAAUGUACAAGGAGUUUGGCUGCUGUGAUUAUCAGAAAGACCAGGACCUGAUGACAAAGUACUACCAGAUUAUGGAUAACUUUGAUUAUUAUGGAUAUGCCAACUGUGCUGGCUUCGUCCUGGAGCUGCUCUGCCAGGAAUGCUCUCCAUAUGCAGCUCACCUCUUUGAUGCCGAGGACCCAAGCACCCCGAUCAGGACCAUCCCUGGUCUCUGUCCUGACUACUGCCCCCAGUUUUGGAAGAAGUGCAGCUCCACCAUUCCUUUCCUGUCUGACGACCCACACAUAGCCAAAGUCAAAGAAGACCAGACACGUCUCUGCCAGUACCUGGAACUAGACGACGUUGACUACUGCUACCCGCACCUCCUCAGCAACCAGAAGCUCACAAGCAAUCUGGGCAAGGUUCAGUCGGACUCGGACGGCUGUCUGCAGCUGUGCCUGGAAGAAGUUGCGAAUGGGCUGCGGAACCCGCUAGCCAUGGUGCACGCCAACGAUGGGACACAUCGGUUCUUUGUGGCAGAACAGGUGGGCUUGGUUUGGACGUAUCUUCCUGACCGGUCAAAACUGGAAAGACCCUUUUUGAACAUUACCAAGGCGGUUUUAACGUCAUCAUGGGAAGGUGAUGAGAGAGGCUUUCUGGGACUCACCUUUCACCCCAAGUACAAGUACAAUGGGAAGCUGUAUGUGUAUUACUCAGUGGAGGUGGGUUUUGAUGAGCGGAUCAGGAUCAGUGAGUUCCAUGUGUCAGCCAAUGACAUGAAUGUGGUGGACCAUGCCUCUGAGCGGGUUAUUCUGGAGAUCGAUGAACCAGCAUCCAACCACAAUGGAGGGCAACUUCUUUUUGCAGAUGAUGGCUACUUGUACAUUUUCACAGGGGAUGGUGGAAUGGCAGGAGACCCAUUUGGGAAAUAUGGGAAUGCCCAGAACAAGUCAGCUCUGUUGGGUAAAGUUCUCCGCAUUGAUGUGAAUGACAAUGAGAGAGGCCCGUUGUACAGAAUUCCUCCAGAUAACCCCUUCAAACAUGAGCGUGGGGCACGACCGGAGGUAUAUGCUUACGGUGUCCGCAAUAUGUGGAGGUGUUCUGUGGACCGGGGCGACCCUCGGACCAAAGAGGGCAAAGGACGUAUCUUCUGCGGGGAUGUGGGCCAGAACAAGUUUGAAGAGAUCGACAUCAUCGAGAAAGGUCGAAACUACGGCUGGAGAGCCAAAGAGGGCUUCUCCUGCUACGAUAAGAAGCUGUGUGCCAACAGCUCACUAGAUGAUGUCCUCCCUAUUUAUGCGUACCCUCACAAGAUGGGCAAGUCAGUGACUGGUGGCUAUGUUUACCGAGGCUGUGAAUACCCCAACAUGAACGGCAUGUACAUAUUUGGAGACUUCAUGAGUGGGCGUUUGAUGAGUCUGCGGGAGGACAGAAACACAGGGAACUGGAACUACAAUGAGAUCUGUAUGGGGAUGGGCCUGACCUGUGCCUUCCCUGGACUCAUCAACAACUACCACCAGUACAUCAUCUCCUUUGCAGAGGAUGAAGCUGGCGAGCUGUACUUCAUGUCGACUGGAAUACCGAGCGCUACGUCACCUUCAGGAGUCGUUUAUAAAGUGGUGGACCCUUCAAGACGUGCUCCACCGAGACAAUGCCACUAUGAUCCUCUUCCUGUCAGAGUGAAAAGUAACCUCAUCAAGUUUGUUCCCCAGGAAACAUUAAUCGGUGUUGAGCCAGCAAACAAAAUCCAGCCUGAGCCACAACCCACAGAGUCCUACGACUGGCUCCAGGAGCUCAUUGACCGUCUAGGAGGACCAGACCCGACCACUGCUUUGCCAACCACAACCACCACCAAAUCCCCCAGACAUCCGAGGCGGAAAGGCAAACGCAGGAAGGGCAAAUCCAGAACGCAGAGUACGUCCGAGCUCCAGAACGGAGUGGUGAGGCUUGUUGGGGAUGAACAAGGCCGCAGCGACCGCGGACGAGUGGAGAUCUACGUUAACGGGGAGUGGGGCACCGUUUGUGACGACCUUUGGACCACCAAGAAUGCUGCAGUGGUUUGCCAGCAGCUGGGCUUCAGCUACGCUAUUAAGGCAGCCAGGAACUCAGAGUUUGGGGAGGGGAAGGAUCUGCAGAUUCUUCUGGAUGAUGUUCAGUGUGAAGGGACCGAGUCCAGCCUGCUGGACUGCACACACGCCGGCGUGGGGACACAUAACUGUGCCCAUUAUGAAGACGCUGGGGUGAUCUGUGGCAACUCGGACUCCGUUGUAGAAGUCUAAAUGUUUGACUAUUAUGAAAUCAAAGCUAAUUAUCAUUAACUAAACCUGUUCCACCCUAAAUUUAACAGCCAAUCUACUCAUGAAGGAGCACACCAAACAUAGAGCACAUGACUUUAUGUCUUGAUAUUUCCAGCAGAUACAAUGAAUGGCGGAAAUAUGCUCUAAAAUUGUCCAGGGACCCCAGGGGUCCUUGAGGGGGUUCCAGGGUGUCCGGAGCAAAAGGGGGAAUAAUUUAUUUUCACUAUAAUUGCAUCCAUAAGUUUAGAACUGUUUGAGACGGUGUGAGAAUCCGGUAAAUAAUACAGGAAACAUCACUGCCUCUAUAGCUGCCACUAGAAAGUUUUAAAAAACAAUGGCUGCAUCUGAAAUUCCAUACUAACAUGCUAUUUAGGCUAAAACAGUAUGUGAGAUUUUUUAGUACGUCCGAAACCUUAGUAUGAAACCAAUAGUACGUGAAUGUACCAUGGUUACAUCUCGUCAACGGCAAGGAGGCUCUCAGGAAGUGACGUUGAACAGCUUAGUGCGUCUGAAAAGAUACACACUACUGUCUAUUUACACAAAUUCAUGUUGAACCAUAGUACACAUAUUGAGUAUGUAUUGCAGAGGAUGAGGUUUCGGAAGCAACCAAGCACUGAACUGCCCAGGAGUUGCAUGACAGGCAACUGUUUCCUCCAACAACAAAGCACAGUCGCUCCGUCUCUUUUCUUUCAUUUUUUGCCGUGAAAUGAAAGUGCCCUCGGAAACAUCAAGAUGUAUAAAAGAUUUGAUGGAAAACAGUAAUUGGGAAAUAUAAAGUCUAAUUGUGCUACUUUGGGGGGAUAAAUAACAACAGGACGUUACACACAUGGGCCAUUUAAGUGACACCCCCACCGUCGCACAACCCAACCCAAAUCGCUUUUUCUGGUCUGAACGUGCCCCAAGUAACACAAUGACAGAAUGUAUGAGUAUUUUGGGCAUGGGUUUCAUACACUUUCUGUAAAAAAACAAACAUCUAAAAGCUAAACAUCCUUCCAGUUUUCCUUGCCAGUAGUUGCACAUAGCUUUUUCUCAAAGGUAAAUGUCUAUAUAAGAGUUUAUUUUAAAUUUUCCAUCACAGACUUGAAUGUUUAAUUUGAAUGUAUGUUUUUGCACUAUUGCAUUAAGUCUUUGCCUACUCAGCGAUUUCUUUUAGUAACAAAUUUGACAUUUAGUGUCCUUGUAAAUGUCCGAUGCCAUGAGUGAAUGAAUGGGUGUAUUGUGAUCCUGUAAUUAUAAUAACAAAAUGUUGUGAAGAUUUUAAUAAAAG